AUGAUUUCAUCAACUUUUAAUAAUAACGCAACCCCAGAUUUUUUAAUAAAUAAUAAUAAUUUUAUAUUUUUUAAUAAUAACGCAAAUAUUCCAAUCCCACUUACAAACAGAUUGCCAUAUACAAAUAAAUUUUUUAAUAAUAAUCAAAAUAAAAAAGAUGAAAUUUUAAUUAAUAAUAAUAUAAAUAAUAAUAAUAAUAAUAAUAUUAUAAAUAAUGUUGAAUAUGACGUUCCAACAUUGUCACCACAAAUCGCAAGCGUUGAAUUAUUAUCAUUACCACAAAAACAAAUAGUAUCAUCACCAUCAUCAUCUAGCGUUGAAUCAUCAUCAGUACCACAAUUUCCACAAUAUUGUUCAUUGAAAAAAUGUGAAUUAUGUGAACGUGGUCAACCAGCACUUUUAUUAAAAACCCCAACAUGGAGUUCAAUUAUGAGAGUUGUAUUUUUUACACUCCAUAAUGAAUAUCCAGAAAAACAAUAUUUUUCAUUAAAGACAGAAGUAUAUGAAUUUAUGACUUCUCAUUGGGAAAGAUUAUGUAUAAAUAGAAAAAGAACAGAUAAUUGGAGAAAACAAAUUCAAGAUAUGUUAAGUCAUAGCAAGAAUGUUUUUGAAAGCGGUUUAGAAAAAUUAAAACAAAAUGGUUUUUGGAAAUUAAGAAAUAUAGUUGAUCCAUGGGUUAUAAAUGAAAAUAAAAUUUCAUCUUCCUCAGCUGAAUCAUCACCAAUAAUUAAUAGUAAUCAAUGGAAAAAGAAAAGAUCAUUUGAAGAUGAAUCAAAUAAUAAUAAUAAUAAUAAUAAUAAUAAUUUUAGCGAUAAUAAUAAUAAUAAAAAAUUAAAAACACCAUUAUUUACACCAAUUUCAUCACCAUCAUUAUCAUCUUCAUCAUCAACAACAACAACAACAAAUGAUCAAUCUACACCAGAAUUAGAAUCAAUUGAUAAUAUUUUUGGAAAAGAAAUUCAAUCAAUUAGAAAUGAAACUAAAAAAUUAUUUAAAUUAUUACCAUCAUUGAAAAAUGAUCAAAGUUUAACAAAAGAAAUUUUAGUUUCAAUUCAAUUGAAAUUAUCUCAAUAUGAAAAUAGAUUAAAUAUUUUAGAGAAAGAAAAAGAAUCUUUUAGAAUCACUCUUCCAUUUUCACCAUUUCCAGUUUCAAAUAAAUUAUCAUUUAAUAUAAAUAAUUAUAGCGAACCAUCUUCACCAUCUCAACAAAUUCCAUCUUCACCAUCACAAUCAACUGAUGUUUCAAGAUCAAACUCACCAAUUCCAGCUCAAACCCCAAAAAAUAAUUGUAAUAAUAAUCAAAAAUUAUUCUUUGCUUAA
Messenger RNA from Dictyostelium discoideum AX4, 1320 nucleotides. RefSeq lists its product as hypothetical. The record is from RefSeq and is a predicted model, not a curated record. The transcript has a single exon. Lineage: Eukaryota; Evosea; Eumycetozoa; Dictyosteliales; Dictyosteliaceae. Bases 1 to 1320 code for a protein of 439 amino acids.